AUGGAAUAUGCACAUUAUGGAGGACUUCCUACUCUGGCAUGGACACCUUGGCCUGGUCGCAUGACCUACCCAGCUGGAUCAAUUCAUAAUAACUUGAAUAUUCACUUGAAAGGGUUGGACAUGAAGUGGAACACAGGAUGGAGGGCGAUACGUAACCAUCCAUGUUUUGCAUAUGCAGUGAUGCUUGAGUGUUUGGCUGACUGGUGUGCUGCUGAAUCCUCAAAUCGAAGAACGAACGAAAAAUACCGACUCGGAAACAAGCCCCCCGUAUCAACAAGUUCCAAGCGAAAAAUGGCAGCCAACAGCGCACAUAAGGCGAAUCCAUCUGUUGGUGCUGGGGCGGGACACCCGGUUUUUUUGAAACUAUUUCGGGACAAGGACGCAUUCCAGGAAAUCCGUACAGAGAAAAGACAAGGACUGUCGCAACCAUGCCUACGACUGUUACCCCGUUGGCAUGCCGACACAGUGACCAUACAACGAUCGGCAUUGACUGGUAACGGCGACAGGAUAUGCGGGAUCCGUAGCGGAAACGCUCCAGAGGACAAAGGUCAAGAUGUAACACCCAAUUCGAGACCAUCGACCACACAACAAUUACGCAACACCUUCACCACCUCCAACUCCAAUCCAUCCGUCUCCACAAGCUACGGUGAUCUGAUCCACAUCACGCGCUAA
Messenger RNA from Opisthorchis viverrini, 672 nucleotides. RefSeq lists its product as hypothetical. The transcript is spliced from 5 exons. The coding region runs from base 1 to 672 and encodes 223 amino acids. The record is from RefSeq and is a predicted model, not a curated record. Lineage: Eukaryota; Metazoa; Platyhelminthes; Trematoda; Opisthorchiida; Opisthorchiidae.